Messenger RNA from Pestalotiopsis fici W106-1, 1302 nucleotides. RefSeq lists its product as uncharacterized. The coding region runs from base 1 to 1302 and encodes 433 amino acids. NCBI's taxonomy places the organism in Eukaryota, Fungi, Ascomycota, Sordariomycetes, Amphisphaeriales, Sporocadaceae. The record is from RefSeq and is a predicted model, not a curated record. The transcript is spliced from 5 exons.
AUGGCAUAUGGCGGCGAUGCUCCAUCUGCCGUCACGGCCAUGUGGGUGUUGACAGUUCUGACACUGGUAUUUGUCGUCCUCCGCACCUAUACAAGAGCCCAUGUCGUCAAGGCAUAUGGUAUCGACGACCACGUCUACAAUCUGGCAUUUAUCCUCCUACUCUGCUACGUAAUCUUCAUUACCAUCUCGGGCCACUACGGCUUUGGCAAGUCCAUGAUCGACAUACCCGAGGCCGAAGACGCCGUGCGCGCCGUACUGUUCGAGGCCAUUGGGCAGACGUUUGCCGUGGUCGGCAUGGCCGUGGCCAAGUGGUCCCUGGGCCUGUUCCUGCUGCGGCUCGUCACCGAGCCCUGGCACAAGGCCGCCAUCUGGACCGCCAUGUGCGUGCUCAUGUCGGCCUCGGUCAGCGUCUGCUUCGUCUUUUGGCUGCAGUGCUCUCCGCCCGCCUACCUGUGGGACAAGCGCAUUGUGGGCGUCUGCAAGGUCAAUAGCACGCCUGUCAGUAUGCUGCUGUGUAUCUUGUGUGUCAUGGUUGAUUUCUUCUUUGCCUUGUUCCCGUGGUUGUUCAUCUGGAAGUUACAGAUGAACAAGAGGGAGAAGCUCGUUAUCCUUUCCAGUAUGAGUCUGGGUGUCAUUGCCGGCGCAUGCGGCAUCAAACGUACGCUCGAAGUCCCCGAACUGUCAAGUCCCGACUACUUGAAGGCCACAGUCGGUCUGAUUGUGUGGUCUGCCGCUGAAAUCUCAGUCACCAUGAUCUGCAUCGGCAUCCCUAUCUGCCGGCCCCUGUACCGGACAUUUCUGGAGAAACUCACAUCGCAGCUCUCGGGCAAUGGAGCUUCGGGCAACAGUCGUGGGGCCGGCAGCGGCAUCAAGACCUUGGGAGGCUGGUUCCCAAGUCACAGUCCCAAAUCAUACGGCCUGCGCACCUUGGGCAGCUCCGAGUACCAAGGUCAACACGCCCACGACGACGACAACGACGAAGACCAUCAUCACACGGCCGUGGAGCUCGAGGGCGGCAAAGCCGUGAUGGAACAGGAAAGCGUCUUUGCCCAGCCGGAUCAUCAGUCCGAGACCAGCUCAAGCCCGGGCGUAGUAGGCAGCUAUACGGGCACCAAGACCUUUGCCGUCAGCACCGGCCGUAGGCACAGCGACGAAGACAGCGAGCAGGAGAUUCUCGGUCUCCAAGUUGAACAUCAUAAUUGUAACAAGACGGAUGGACACAACAGAGAUCGUCGCCAUGCAAAGACCAUCAAGGUUACGGAGGAGUAUCAGGUUACUAGCAGCACGCGUCGCUUCAAUUGA